Folsomia candida is the source of this 3007-nucleotide messenger RNA. Its product is annotated as serine proteinase stubble. The record is from RefSeq and is a predicted model, not a curated record. NCBI's taxonomy places the organism in Eukaryota, Metazoa, Arthropoda, Collembola, Entomobryomorpha, Isotomidae. Gene Ontology annotation, molecular function: serine-type endopeptidase activity. The transcript has 6 exons. The coding region runs from base 215 to 2656 and encodes 813 amino acids. Gene Ontology annotation, biological process: proteolysis.
GGGUACAUGGGUAUAUAUAUGAAAACAUAUAACAUUUUUUUCUGAACACUAGAUUAUAACGUUAUUAUGUGUACCAGGUGGUUUUACCGAUUUGUUUUAUGGAAACCUGUGCAUUUUUUAAAAUUUUGGACUACGCACAUAAAUUUUGAACAGCGUGCAUAGCUUUGGUUUUUGGUUUUUAAUAUACGAAACAAUUUGUGGAACAUAUUACCCGAUGAGUUACUGGAUAAUUCCAAUUGAACUGAUUUUAGUAGUUAUAGCAAACUGUCAUCAAGGAGGUCAUCAUCGAGGUGGUGGUGGUCAUGGUUGGGGGCAAAAUCAUCACCACCACCCCGGAAGAAAUCCUGGUAUAGGAUGGAACAAUCAGAAUAAUGCAGCUUAUCCGAAUAAUUUCGGAAAUGGAGGAUGGUAUCAACAGCCGAAUCAAAUUUAUUCGCCAAACCACUAUGGCCAAGUCAUACCAACUGAAGCACCAAUUUCUUCCAUAAUCCAUUGUCCCAGACCAAGUUUUACAGAUGACGACGCCGAACUCGUCAUUGAACAAUGUGAUGAUGAAGACUCACCAACUCAUAGAUCAUGUUGGGAUUCUUCGCAAGGGAUUCCAUUUGGCUGGAAAGUUUUUAUGUCAUGCACCAAAGGAAAAAUCCGUAUAAAGCAGCCAUCAACAUGUACCUCGAGUGGAGAAUGGUCAGCUUCAUUCCCCCAAAACUGCCUCCCAUUGUUCAACAAAUAUACCCAAUUUCAAAGAAUCCCUUUAAAUAAUCACCAAAUAACGACGACAUUUAGAACCACCACCACUCCGGAUUCCGACGUAUUACAAGACGACGUCGCUCCUACCCCACACAUAAGAAAUGACCAGAAACAAUGUCCUAUGCUAAAAAUGCAGCUUUCUGAAAACUUUAUCUUUUCUUGCUUCAUACAUCACAGAAGUCCUGCCGAAACUCGGGGUUGCAUUACCACCCACCCAAAAGUUCCCUCCGGCUCGGUUGCAGUGUUGCGGUGUAAACCCCCCUUUUACAACACGGACGGAAAUUAUUCCCAGUGGAUUUGUGAGGAUGGUUAUUGGAUUGGAGAUUUUGACCACAAGCUGAAAUGUGUGCAUUCUUCAGUACCGAUUAAAAUUAUACCCCACCCAACGCCACGAACCACAACGACGACGACAACACCUGGUUAUCAUCAUUGGUCAUCAACGACAUCACGACCAGAGCAUCUCGAGUACGGUUGGAAUAUUCCAAGUUCUACCACCACAAGGUACGAAUUUCCAGACAGUACUAUAUCAACUCAAAGGACUACCACCGCAUCAAGAUUUACAACAACUACCACGACGCCAAGACCCUCGACAACAACUCGCAAAACUUCACAAAUUCGACCAUCUCAGCCACAACUUGAUCCUGACCUUGCCGUCGACGAGGCAGAAUACGACUAUGACGAUGACUACGACACAAUAAAGUCGACCCCUCGAACUACAACCACGUCUAGUGUGACUCCUUCCUCGACUUUCACUUCACCAGAGAAAACAGACGCUUGCCCACCACUAAAACCCAGAUCGGAAGGUCUCGUUCUCGAAUGUGUUUCAAAAACUAAAUCCACCUCCACCAAAUCUGAACAGGUCUUCGUAAACGGGUGCGACAUUCCUCAACCAGUUGGAGCAGAGGCAAAAUAUUCGUGCAGGCAGUACUACGAAUCUACGGCCAGCCUGGUCAGCAUUUAUCGCAAGUGUAAAGAGGACGGAACUUGGUCUGGCAAUGCGGAAGGAUUUAAUUGCGCUCCCGAAUGUGGUGGAAAGAAUGAGGUUUUUGUCCCCUACAUUACGUCGGGUACUCCAACCUUCAAAAGUGAAUGGCCCUGGCAUGCGGGGCUCUUCCAAAAACAGGAAACAAAAUCAGGUGGGUCCACAUCGUGGGAAUACAUUUGCGGGGGGACGUUAAUAUCGAAGAAAACUGUGUUGACGGCAGCUCACUGCGUCACAUUUGCGGAAUCUUCCAUCAAACGGAACGAGUCCAUCUUCAGGUUUGACGUGGGCCGUUUCGACCUGGAGAAAGUUGACGAUAUCAUUCAAACGAAGGAAGUGGCGAGUAUAAUCACUCAUCCGUCCUACUCUCCGUUCGGAUUUGACUCUGAUAUUGCGAUUGUGAUACUGAAGGAGGCAGUGGGCAUUGGGUAUCACGUUCGACCAAUUUGCUUUCCACAGUCGAUAAACUCGGCGCAAGAGGAGUUGAUGUUGGGCGACGGGUCGAUAGGAACAGUAGUCGGAUGGGGUAAAACGGAAACGGGCAAAAUAUCAAAUCAGCUUCACAAAGCCGAAUUGAAAGUUGUCAGCCAAAAAAAGUGUUCUUCCGGGACAAGGAAUGCGGGUGUUGGGAGUCUUCAGAUCAAAUCGACCACUUACUGCGCUUUUGGUGUUAAGAAUGGUACGGACAAGUCCCUUGAGCCGACAUAUGUCAAUGUAUGCAGUGGUGAUAGUGGAGGAGGAAUGUACUUUCCCCAGACGACUUCAGACUCCGGCACAACGCGAUGGUACCUUCAAGGCAUUGUCAGUGUUGGCAUCGGGGACGAAAGUAAUAAAUGCCACCCAGACCAGUACUCGUUCUUCACGAGGGUGGGUCGAUAUGCGGAUUGGUUAAUUCGCGUAAUGUCAGAACACGAUGCUUUGUAGAUCAUAAAAUACUUUAUAUUUUUUAUGUACCUAUAUGUACAUAUUUUUAACUAAAUCUUUAUCUUUAGUACCAUUUUAUAACUAUUGUCGGCAAGCAGAAUAAAUAUGUUUGGAAGAGUUUGAUGAAUAAAUAAAGGAAUAAAACUGUAUGAUGAUGAUGAGGCUGUAAAAAUCUGGAAUGAAAACAUUACAAGUUUCAUUUGAUUUACAGAAAGUUAACAUCAUCACGACUCAAACUUUUACAAGGGGAGAUUUUUGUAAAUAUUUACGCAUGCUUCCCUUAUAAACUGUAAAUGAAUUGGGAAAUAUGGUUUACUUACGAUUAAUAAUAAAAUGAGUGACAGCUUUAAU